Bipolaris maydis ATCC 48331 is the source of this 1218-nucleotide messenger RNA. Lineage: Eukaryota; Fungi; Ascomycota; Dothideomycetes; Pleosporales; Pleosporaceae. The record is from RefSeq and is a predicted model, not a curated record.
AUGCCGGACUCUUCGAUAAAGAUCGCAAUCAUUGUGAAUGUAUAUGAGAAAGCUAGGGAACUUCGGGAGAUCGGGGGAGGGCUGAAUGUGGGACCUCAUACAAGGGACGUUCUACGAAAGCUAGGCGCCGAUUCUUCGAUUACCGGCUCCGACAUGUUUCCCAUCCUCCAUCUAAAAGGAUCUAAUGGAGACCUCUUGUGCACUCAGCAAGCUCGUAGAGGGGCACCCGAAAGAGAGCAUCAGCGAGUUCGCCGUAGUGUUCUUCAUAGAGCUCUCCUAGCAAAUGUUCCUGAAGCCAACAUUCAUCUUAACAAAACCCUCGAAUCUAUUACUGUAGGAAAUGAAGCUGGGGGGAUUGUCCUGACGUUCGACGACGAUACGGAAAUCGAGGCGGAUCUCGUGAUUGGGGCCGAUGGCGUGCGAUCACGGGUUCGGCAAUAUGCAUUCCCAGAAGCAUCAAUCAAAUUCAUUGGCGUUACUGCCUACCGGGCACUAAUGCCUCUAUCGCAAGUGGCCAGGAUUUCAUCUUUCGAUCACAGGAAGACAACUUUGUGGUAUAUGCCCCAAAAAGGUUACAUGUAUAGUCCGAUUGAAGAUAACCAAGCUGGCGACAAUAAAUGCGAACUUGUGUUGCGCGAGUUGUCCGAUCCUCUCCAGCUAACAGAAGCUCAGAAUAUUGACACGCCAGUUCCCAAUGGUGUAGAGGUAGACAACAUAAUUGUAGAGGAUACUUUUCGGGAAUUUGAACCAGCCGCAAAGGCGCUGCUACAAUGUGUCCCCAAAGGAGCAUGGAUCAAAUAUGCCUCGUUCGCAGGACCUCCAUUGCCGUCUAGUGUUAAGGGAAACAAAAUCGUUUUGUUUGGAGAUUCAGCUAAUCCUAUGUCGGGUGCUUUUGGCUCGGGGGCUACUUUCGGCUUACAGGAUGGUUGGACUUUUGGGAAAUCGCUCGCUCGACUGCUGGAAACCGGGGCUACUGACCCGGUGUCAAAGGCUCUUAUGGCUUUUGACUCGAUUAGAGGACCAUUUUACCAAGAGUUGUACAAGACUUUGGGCGAUAUGAAGGCUAGAGGUCAACAAAUAGCCCAUAAUGAGGGAUGGGAAGCAAGCUGGAUUGAUUUCGCUAAUCGGCACUACGGCGAGGAUCUGAAUUGGAUCUAUUAUCACGAUAUCGAACAAAGCCUGAACAAUUAUUUCAAGCAGGACCGAAUUUCUACGUAG